AUGAGUGUACUUCAUUCAUUUGAGCAACCCAUUCUCCAACUCAAAUCUCUCACAUAUUCUCAUUCAAGUAGUUCACUUUACCAUUUCCAGGUCAAUAUCAAGAGCUCAGUCAAUCAAAGCUCUUCUUUGUUCUCACUUCAAUCAAAUUUCAACAUUGGAAUUCGUCUGCCUUCCGCUCUCCUCACUGCCAAGCAAAUUCUAAAGACGCAGUUCGUUUCAUCAAGAUGUCAGUCCAAUAUUCCCAAAGGCCAUAUUGCGGUGUACGUGGGAGAAAACCAGAGAAAGAGGUUUUUGGUUCCGAUUUCCUACUUGAAUCACCCUUCAUUUGUAAAGUUGCUCAGUAGAGCUGAAGAAGAGUUUGGAUUCAACCAUCCAGCAGGAGGUUUAACCAUUCCCUGCAAAGAAGAAGCCUUCAUUGAUGUCACUUCUAGACUGCAUAUCUCAUGAAAGAUCAAGAACGAAGAGGAAGUCCUCUUCACAGUUUUGACAACUUCUGGUUUCAUUUUUGUCUAUAGGAGACGGAGUUGAAUAUCACUGUAAAGUGACACAUAUGAGCUGCAAUUUAAUUAAAUUUUUCAUCCACCAAAACUUGUGUUUCA
Messenger RNA from Momordica charantia (bitter melon), 599 nucleotides. The record is from RefSeq and is a predicted model, not a curated record. NCBI's taxonomy places the organism in Eukaryota, Viridiplantae, Streptophyta, Magnoliopsida, Cucurbitales, Cucurbitaceae.